Lipotes vexillifer (Yangtze River dolphin) is the source of this 2250-nucleotide messenger RNA. It is a transcript of the gene SUN2, whose product is annotated as Sad1 and UNC84 domain containing 2. Gene Ontology annotation, molecular function: protein-membrane adaptor activity. Lineage: Eukaryota; Metazoa; Chordata; Mammalia; Artiodactyla; Lipotidae. The transcript is spliced from 18 exons. Gene Ontology annotation, cellular component: nuclear envelope; meiotic nuclear membrane microtubule tethering complex. The record is from RefSeq and is a predicted model, not a curated record. The coding region runs from base 1 to 2250 and encodes 749 amino acids.
AUGUCUCGAAGAAGCCAGCGCCUAACACGCUACUCCCAGGGUGACGAUGACGGCAGCAGCAGCAGUGGAGGGAGCUCGGUGAUGGGGAGUCAGAGCGCUCUGUUUAAAGACAGCCCUCUUAGGACCCUGAGGAGGAAACCCAGCAACAUGAAACGCCUCUCCCCAGCGCCGCAGCUGGGCCCCGCCUCCGACAGGCACACCUCCUACUACAGCGAGUCCGUGGUCAGCGAGUCCUACUUUGGCAGCCCCCGGGCCGCCUCCAUCGCUGCCUCUCUCACCAGGAGUUCCAUCCUCGACGACCAGCUGCAUGGUGACCCCUUCUGGAGUGAGGACCUGCGGGUGAGGAGAGGCACAGGUGGCACUGAGAGCAGCAAAGUCAACGGGCUCCCGGAGGACAAGCUCUCCGAGGACUUCCUCGGGUCGUCCUCGGGCUACUCUUCCGAGGAUGACUACGUGACAGGAAGUAGGGGAAGAAAAAAAAGAGUGAGGACAACUGGGCGUCUCCUCUUCUCCCCUGCAGGCUACUCGGAGACGGACCAGCAGGGUUCAGGGUCGCGGCUCCGGAACGCCGUCUCUCGGGCGGGCUCUCUUUUCUGGAUGGUGGUCACUUCUCCAGGCCGGCUCUUCGGACUCCUCUACUGGUGGAUUGGCACCACCUGGUACCGCCUGACGACAGCUGCCUCCCUCCUCGACGUCUUCGUUUUAACCAGGCGCUUCUCAUCACUGAAGCCGUUCCUGUGGUUCCUCUUGCUGCUGCUGCUUCUGACCGGCCUGACCUAUGGUGCAUGGUACUGCUACCCCUUCGGGCUGCAGACGUUCCACCCCGCCGUGGCUUCCUGGUGGGCCUCGAAGGGCAGCGGUGGGCAGCGUGCGGUGUGGGGUUCCAGAGACUCAUCCCCACAUUUCCAGGCUGAGCAGCGCAUUCUGUCCCGGGUACACUCUCUGGAGCGGCGCCUGGAAGCUCUUGCUGCCGAAUUUUCCUCCAGCUGGCAGAAGGAGGCCAUGCGGCUGGAACGCUUGGAGCUGCGGCAGGGGGCUGGAGGGCAGGGGGGCAGCGGCAGCCUGAGCCACGAGGACACCCUGGCGCUCCUGGAGGGGCUGGUGAGCCGCCGCGAGGCUGCCUUGAAGGAGGACUUCCGCAGGGACACCACUGCUCAGAUCCAGGAAGAACUGGUCACCCUGAGAGCAGAGCAUCAACAGGACUCAGAAGACCUCUUCAAGAAGAUUGUCCGGGCCUCGCAGGAGUCUGAGGCUCGACUCCAGGAGCUGAAGUCUGAGUGGCAAAGGAUGGCCCAGGAGUCCUUUCGGGAGAGUUCCAUGAAGGAGCUGGGGCGGCUGGGGGUCCAGCUGGAAGGCCUGCGGCAGGAACUGGCAGCCCUGACCCUGAAGCAGAGCUCGGUGGAGGACCAAGUGGGCCUGCUGCCCCAGCAACUGCAGGCUGUGCGGGACGAUGUGGAGUCUCAGUUCCCUGCCUGGGUCAGUCAGUUCCUUCUUCGAGGUGGGGGAAGCCGCACUGGGCUCCUUCAGCGAGAGGAGAUGCAAGCUCAGCUGCAGGAGCUGGAGAGCAAGAUCCUUGCCCACGUGGCCGAGAUGCAGGGCAAGUCAGCGAGUGAGGCCGUGGCCAGCCUGGGGCUGACGCUGCAGGAGGAGGGCGUCAUUGGGGUGACAGAGGAGCAGGUGCACCGUAUCGUAAACCAGGCUCUGAAGCGCUACAGCGAGGACCGCAUCGGGAUGGUGGACUACGCUCUGGAAUCGGGAGGGGCCAGCGUUAUCAGUACCCGAUGUUCCGAGACCUACGAGACCAAGACGGCCCUCCUCAGCCUCUUCGGCAUCCCCCUGUGGUACCAAUCCCAGUCUCCCCGAGUCAUUCUCCAGCCAGACGUGCACCCAGGCAACUGCUGGGCCUUCCAGGGGCCCCAGGGCUUUGCUGUGGUUCGCCUUUCUGCCCGCAUCAGCCCCACUGCUGUCACCUUAGAGCAUGUGCCCAAAUCCUUGUCACCCAACAGCACCAUCUCCAGUGCCCCCAAGGACUUUGCCAUCUUUGGUUUCGAUGAAGACCUGCAGCAGGAGGGGACGCUCCUUGGCCAGUUCACCUACGACCAGGAUGGGGAGCCCAUUCAGACGUUUUAUUUUCAGGGCCCUAAAAUGGCCACGUACCAGGUGGUGGAGCUGCGGAUCUUGACUAACUGGGGCCACCCCGAGUACACCUGCAUCUACCGCUUCAGGGUGCAUGGGGAACCCGCCCACUAG